Messenger RNA from Aspergillus wentii DTO 134E9, 2643 nucleotides. RefSeq names its product mRNA-binding ribosome synthesis protein NOC2. Gene Ontology annotation, biological process: ribosomal large subunit biogenesis. The transcript has a single exon. The record is from RefSeq and is a predicted model, not a curated record. Gene Ontology annotation, cellular component: nucleolus; nucleoplasm; Noc2p-Noc3p complex. NCBI's taxonomy places the organism in Eukaryota, Fungi, Ascomycota, Eurotiomycetes, Eurotiales, Aspergillaceae. The coding region runs from base 91 to 2463 and encodes 790 amino acids.
GAGAAGCCAAAAAACUCCCCCGCUCAAUUAAUUCUUCCAUACUGCAGAAUUCGAGGAUCCCGCGAAAUCGGGGAUCAGAAUUUUGUCAUCAUGGCUGGAGGUAUGAAAAAGUCGACCAAGAAGUUCGAGAAGAAGCAUCUCAAGGAUACCCUCGAACGGCGCAAGGCCCACGCGAAAGUCAAGCAGCGAUAUCAGCAAAAAGACAAGCGAAAGGCGGACAAUGCCAGACAGCGCGCAGAAAUUGAUGAGGCCAAUCCGGAAGACCCCGAGCAGGUCAAGAAGCAAGAUGCCUUUUCUCAGAUGAACGUUGACGACUUCUUUGCUGGCGGUUUUGACAUUACCGAAGGCGACGCAGACCAGAACAAGAAAGCACAGAAGAAGGACGUUACCCCUAAGACCGGAAAGCGCAAGAGGACUGCAGAGGCACAGGCAGAGGGCGAUGAUGGUUCAGAAGCCUCGAGUGCAGAGGAAGAUGGUGCCCCCAAGAGCGACGAUGACGAUGCUGCCUCCGCUAGCGGUUCCGACGACUUCGAGACACACAAGGGUCAACUGGAAGCAUUGAAGGAGAAGGAUCCGGAGUUCUACAAGUAUCUUAAGGAGAAUGAUUCCGAAUUGCUCGACUUCGAGGACCAUGGAGAUCUCGCUGAGGUUGACGAUCUGAGUGAGGCCGAAGAAGAGGGUCCGGCUAAGAAAAAGAAGAAGGGCAAGACAGCGAAAGAAGACGAUGAGGUGGAGAUGGUCGACAACACGCUCACCAUUCCGAUGGUGAAGAAGUGGCAGAAGUUGAUGGAGGAACAGAACUCGGUCCGCGCCAUGCGACAAGCCGUUCUCGCUUUCCGUUGCGCAGCGUACAUCGACGAGGCCGACAGCCAGGACCAAAAGUACUCGAUCUCAGACCCCAAUGUAUACCACCAGGUGCUCGUCACAGCUCUCGGCACAGUUCCCAAGGUUCUGGCACACCACCUCCCCGUCAAGGAGACCGCUGGCGGCAAAGUCAAGGUGUCUCUGGACUCGAAGAAGUUCAAGACUCUUACCUCGCUCAUCAAGUCUCACACAUCGUCUGUCCACCAAUUGCUCACCAACCUGACCGAUGCCCAAACGCUGAAGUUGACCCUUUCGUCUAUUGAGCCUAUGCUUCCUUAUCUCCUCCAGUUCCGAAAGUUGCUGAAGGUUCUCGUUAAGACAGUCGUUGCCAUUUGGGCUGAUGUUUCCACCGGUGAGGCAACACGAAUCACAGCAUUCCUCCUUCUGCGACGCCUUAUGGUUCUGGGAGACUCCGGAAUCAAGGAGUCAGUUCUCAAGGCCACCUACGAAGGAGUUGUCAAGGGCAGUCGCAACACCACCGUCCACACCCUCGCAGGUGUCAACCUGAUGAAGAACUCGGCCGCAGAGCUCUGGGGCCUUGACCAGAACAUCUCUUACACAACGGGCUUCAGCUUCAUCCGUCAACUGGCCAUGCACCUUCGCAGCAGCAUCACCAACACCUCCAAGGAGUCGUACAAGACGAUUUACAACUGGCAGUACACCCACUCGCUCGACUUCUGGUCGCGUGUCCUCUCGCAACACUGCGACGGCCUCGCCGAAGCCCAAGCCGGCAAGGAAUCCGCUCUGCGCCCCCUCAUCUACCCCGUCGUCCAGAUCACCAUCGGUGCCAUGCGCCUCAUCCCCACAGCGCAGUACUUCCCCCUCCGCUUCCAGCUCACCCGUGCCCUCCUCCGUCUCUCCCGCUCAACGGGAACCUACAUCCCCCUGGCCUCCUCCCUCCUGGAAGUCCUCAGCUCCGCGGAGAUGCGCAAACCCCCCAAGUCCAGCACCCUCAAACAACUCGACUUCUCGACCGCCAUCCGAGCUCCCAAAUCCUACCUCCGCUCCCGCGUCUACCAAGACGGCGUAGGCGAGCAAGUCGCCGAGCUCCUCUCCGAGUUCUUCGUCUUGUGGUCCAAACACAUCGCCUUCCCUGAACUCUCCGUCCCCGUCGUCGUCAGCCUCAAACGCUGGUUGAAGCAGGUCGGCUCGCGCAACGGCGGAAACAAGAACACCAAGAUUAACCAGAUGCUCUUGCUACUGGUGCAGAAGAUCGAGGCCAACGCCCGCUGGAUCGAGGAGCGUCGGUUGACCGUCUCCUACACACCGCGUAACCGCGCCGAGGUCGAAACCUUCCUCAAGGACGUCGACUGGGAGUCCACCCCUCUCGGUGCAUUCGUCAAGUCCCAGCGCAAGCUGAGAGAAGAGAGAGCCGCUAUCCUCGAAGAGAGCAGACGCGAAGAGGAGAGACGGAGAGCCGACGAGAAGAAGGCCGACAAAGACCAAGUGAUGAAGGACGCAGGAAGUGACGACGAUUCUUCUUCCGACGAAGAGGAAAACGAAGAAGAAGAUGAAAUUGAAGAAGAGGAAGAAGAGGAGGAGGAUGAGGAGGAGGAUGAGGAGGAGGAUGAGGAUGAGCUUGAGAUGGAAGAAGAAUAGACGUCUCUUUUUUUAAGUUUCUUUUGUCUACUGGGUCAUUACUUUCUUGGUGUUUUUUUCAUGUUUCGAAUCCAAUUGUCUUGUAACUAACUAUCCGGACAUGCCUAAAAGAAUCAUGCUUUCAUAGAUCUUGAUAUCAAUACAAAAGUUGAAAUUCAGGAUGAUCAAAUCCGUCGCUUU